UCUCACACCGCUUAGAUCUUUAUCAACACCCCAAAUUUCCUGGUUUUCUUCAUCCAGCGGGAGACGCACACGGCUGCACAUCUGAGUCGCAGCGCAGGGGGUCAUGGAUCUGGGAUACAACUUUGUUUUUAAAGUGGUGUUAAUCGGUGAAUCCGGUGUUGGGAAGAGCAACCUGCUGUCCAGAUUCACCAAGAGCGAAUUUAACCACGACAGUCGCACCACCAUCGGGGUGGAGUUCAGCACCCGCAGCCUGCAGCUGGACGGAGUCACCAUCAAGGCUCAGAUUUGGGACACAGCCGGACUGGAGCGCUACAGAGCCAUCACUUCAGCGUACUACAGAGGAGCGGUGGGAGCUCUGCUGGUCUAUGACAUCUCCAAACACCUGACCUACGAGAACGUGGAGCGAUGGCUGAAGGAGCUGUACGACCACGCCGACCCUCACAUCGUCAUCAUGCUGGUGGGGAACAAAAGUGACCUGGCGGCUCAGCGCACCGUACCGACCGAGGAGGCGAAAGCUUUCGCAGAAAGUAAAGGUUUGCUCUUCAUGGAAACUUCGGCCCUCAACUCCACCAACGUAGAACUAGCGUUCCUUCAUGUCCUAGCAGAAAUCCAUAAGAAGGUGGCGAGUAAGCAGGUCACCCGUGGGUCCAUCAGCGCUGUAACUUUGGGCACCACAGGGCCGAUGGGUGAAGUUAUGGAGGAACGCAGGAGCUGCUGCAAAAAACAGUGAUCAUCACACAACUGGAUUUAUUAUUAUAAUAUUAUUAUUAUUAACAUUAUUAUGGGAUGAGUACGAUCCUCACACAGACAUCAUCAACAAGAUUUCUACACUAUAGCAGUGAUUAACAGUACCGGGUUGUGUUCCAAUACUGUUCUAACGCCCUCCUCCACUUCUCCCCUCGGUUGAGGUCCUGAUCCUCUGUGAUGCUGCUUCCUUUAUUGUACAGUUUGUACAUUCUGGCUUUAAUUGAGCAAUCAGUGAGAACUGGCAACACUACCAAAACAGUUGUAAAUAUGGGCGUGGUGCGGCUGGGUGUGUGAAAUUUCAGAGAAAAGCAGACGUUAUGGUGCAAUAAUUAAUUCAGUCCUGACGUCCCGGCUUAAAAACAGCUUCAACCAGCUUAAGGUUUUCUGAUUUCCUCCACUGGUUUAGCUGGCACAGCCUGACCAGCAUCCAAAACCAUUCAGAAACCAUCAAACCAGACCAGUCUGAGGGGCAGAAGGGUGAGAGGAGGCGACUCCAGUACCUUCAGCUUCAUAAACACAGUUUACCUGUUUGUCUUCCUCAGCCCUGUAUAUAGAGAUGAAACAUAAACAUGUUUGUUCAUGCCUGUGUGGCCCUCAGUUCUCCCACAGGGGCCCCUUGUUCUUAAUGUUGGUGGGCAAAUCAAAGUGACUCGUGUGAACAUCAAUACAAAGCUGGCAAGGAUGCAGUGUAAAACAGUACUGGAACACAAAACCUGAUGUAUGUUGGUCACUGUUGGGCCCUUGAGUGAGGCCCUUAACCCUCAAUUGUUCAGACUGUAUUUGGUCACAGAUAUAAUAGUUUUUGUAUUAAAGUGUCAGCAAAACGCCAAAAAUGAUGCAUUUGUCUUGCUAUAAAUGUAUACUUUAUUUAAACUGUAUGCAAAUCAUUUCUAUUCACUAUAUGGCCAAAAGUAUGUGGACACCCCUUUUAUUUACUGAGGUUUAGUGUUUCAGCCACAUCCAUUGCAUUCAUAUCUAUAUGGCUUACACUAUAAUCUCAGGUGUCCACAUAUUUUUGGCCAUAUAGCAUAUUUACGCAAAUAUAUAAUCUGAUAUAUUGAAAUUUGGAGGUUUUUUUAAUUUAUUCCUGUGAUGCCCAAAAUGUCUUCUCACAUACAUACACAAACACACACAUGCAGCAUAUCAGUCUGAUUUAUAAAUAAAAUGUUUAUAAUCUCACAUUCUCAAACCAUCAGAAAAGUGUUUAUUAAAAUAACAGUAUUUAUAAAUCAUU
This is a messenger RNA of Trichomycterus rosablanca, 1981 nucleotides long. Its product is annotated as ras-related protein Rab-25-like. Gene Ontology annotation, cellular component: Golgi apparatus; recycling endosome. Gene Ontology annotation, molecular function: GTPase activity; GTP binding. Bases 104 to 730 code for a protein of 208 amino acids. Gene Ontology annotation, biological process: exocytosis. The record is from RefSeq and is a predicted model, not a curated record. Lineage: Eukaryota; Metazoa; Chordata; Actinopteri; Siluriformes; Trichomycteridae. The transcript has 5 exons.